UUCCAGACGAGACCAACAGGGAAUCGCUUCGAGUGCUCGGAGGAGCAAAGCUCUAAUACGCAUUGGUUUGGUUAAUUUGGUGGUAAAAUACAAAAAAAAAAAUAAAAAAGACACGAAGAGCAAUUUCUACUACGACAAUAUAUGUCUGAAGAUAGCAGAAAUCUACGAAAGAUACGUGUAAGAGGGCGAGCUGAAGAGGGAAAUGAUGAUUUCACUCAUGAAAGGAUUAAAGACCAUGAUAUCAGUAUUGCAGCAAAUGAAACAGCAGUUGAAUCAGGUGAUGCUGGAAGAAGAACCAGAAGGAAACUAUUUCCUGAUGUUCAAGAAAAUUUGCGGAACCAACCUGAAAUUGGUGAAGCGUGUUGUGAGCCCGAGCGAUCCGUACGUUCAAGUAAACGUUUAAAAAAAUCAGGGUUCGAUUCUGCCCGCUUACUGACCCAAAGUGAUGAAGUUUCGAAGGCGCGGAUUAUGGAUCAAGAAAAAGUUGGACAUAAUUACGAGGAUGAUCCAGUAGACGUUGUCACUAGUAAUGAUGAUCCGUUGACGGAACUUGAUGUCGAAUCGUCUGUUAAGAAAACAACGAGUGGAUUUGAAAAUCGUCGGAAGGACGAAUUAGGCGAAGGUUUCCAACAGUAUAUUUUGAAUCAAGCCCAGAAAAGUAUUUCGUCAAUAAGACGUGAUAUAUUCGUUGAUGAUGGUAUCCGUUAUGGAUACGACGGGCCAAGUGGUAGUGGCUCUUCGAGUAUACUGAGAUUGGACCGAAAGCCUGUACCAGCAACUGCACCUCUACUGACAACUGAAAGAACACAUAUCCGAGUUGCAAAACGUAAACAUGAUGAAGUGGCUAAACACAGGGAAAGAAUACAAGAGCGAGAAUUACUUCAAAGAGAUGGACGAGGCAGGAGUGCGAGAACGAAUCGAUAUUAUUACGAAGAAGAAAAGCCAAUGUUGGAUGAUGUUGAUGAUGUGAUGUAUGCCGAGAUUGGUCUUGGCGAGAGUGAUUUUAUUGAAAGUAGCUUCGAAGAAGAGGAACUGAUAUAUGCGGCUGGCGAUGACCUUGUAGCUGCAGGUGCUACUGAUGAAAGGGAUAACUGUGAUAGUGCUAUGAGUACGGAGCGCUUGCGAAGCCAAUCUAUCCAGGAAACGCAGGAAGAAGGUCGUACACUUCGUACACUACCAAAGCAAGAAGAUAUGGUCGAACAGAUUAAUGAUGAUGUCGAAUCCAAUGACGAUGAAGCGCCACCGGAACUAGAACCUCAAAGUCCUGCUUUGCAGAAGGUUGUGCAACGUUCAAGUGGAAGUAAACAUGAUGAGACAACGAAUUUUACCGACGGCGUGGGUGAGAUGCAAGUUAUCUGUGUUCAAACACCAAACGGAACGGAACAGUUCAUACAACUUGCUCCUGGACAAACUCUUGACGACGAAAACGCCUUAUUCAUGAGUGAAGGUGAUAAUGUUGAAGCGAAUAUACGCCACGAUCUCCGAGCGGUUGAAUUUAGUUUCUUGGAUUCAAAAAAUAUAUGCUGUGGCUUGUGUGGUGAAAUUGUUCUGUAUGAUUUAUUGUUGAGUUCACAUAUUCCACAGCAUCAUCCCGAGGUGUUAGAAGAGGGCGUAACAGCAUUCGAAGAUGUUCCAUACGAAACUUGGUUAAGAGAAAAGCUAAGCGAAGAGAAGCGACGCAUGGAAAAUAAUGUGUGCAACAUUUAUGAUGAUCUUUCAUCUGGUCAUAAUUCCAAUCGCAUUUAUCGAAGCGUAUCUACGAUUCGUGUCAAUCCAAACGAAAUGUCGCUUAAUCAACUAAUAACAGCACUACGGAAGAAAAUGUUUGAAAAAUUGGGUCGCGCCGUACCCGUAACUUUGGUGGAUAAACAACACGCACGUUGUGGUAUUUGCAACGCAGUAGUAUCGCUUAAUCGUAAAUUUGAGGUUGUUCAUCUAGUUCGACAUUUCAAUGCAUGGCACCCAUCGAUUCAUCAGUGUGCAGGAAAAUGGAAACUUAAGAAGCCACAGCCAGGACUUGGGAAACCUUUAUCAAUUCAAGAUUUUGCUGUCAUUGACACAUCGCUUGAUCGUGGAGCUAAUUUACAAUGUAUAUGGUGUGGAAUGUUUAUGGCAGCCGAAGCGCUUGCUAUGCAUUUUUCGGAAGUUCAUCCAGAAGAAGUUGAAGUGCCAAAAUGUAAUCUUUGUCUACAGGAACUUGUUAUUAAUGCUCGUUUGCUGGAAAAAUAUGGUGAUGACUUUGAUGUUUCAAUGCCUGAUGAACAUCGUAUCAGAUGUGGGAAAUAUGAUACAAUGCAUACAUCAGAAGCUCGUUUACAUGCUGCAAUAGAAAAGCGACUUAAACUCUGUGAAGAAGGAAAAAAUGCGAACGAUGUCGAGGAUGAUGAAAUGGAAGAAGAAAGGGCUGCAAGUUAUGUAAAUAGUCGAAUGACAUUCGGUCGCCGAAGUAAACCAAAACGGCAGUUUAUAAUGCCUGCAUUACGACAAGCAGCUCCGGUGAAUAGCCGAUAUGUGGAAGCAGUAAAUGAUUGUCAUUGGAAAUGUAAGAUGUGUAAUGGAGAUAUAUUAGCAGCUGUGAUAAGUGCUGGAGCAAUACGUCAUUUCCGAACCGAGCAUCCACAUCAUCUACACAACAUGCAAUACGAACUAUGCAAGACAAGAUUGGAGAGGAUUUCUGAUGGGUGCAUGGAAUUCAUCAAUCCACAACUGAUUGAAUGCUUAGUUUGCAACAUGACAUAUAUGCUGCAUCGACCGUUUAAUAUGUGCCGAGCUAUUCGUCAUCUUCGGUCCAAACACCCAGAUUUAAUGCCUGAAUUUGCUUCUGCUGCGGAUUCGGGUAAUAAUACGCAGCGUAAGCGAAUGGCACGAAACCAGGAACAUUCUGAAGGUAUCAUCACUGAUCCAGCCACAAUUGCAACGCUUAAAGCACAAUAUGGUGUCGACUUCAAAAAAGUACAGGCAUUGAAAGGCGCUAAUGGUGAGCCAGUUUAUGUACUGCUGGACGAAGGUGAUGAAAUAGAUCCGGAGACUGCUAGUCAACUUGCUGCUUCUGUUGCAGCGGGGGAUUUUGAUCGGGCUAAGCCAGAAAUACGGCAUGCAAAAUCUAGUGCUGCUGCUGCAACAACAACUACUACUGUCGAUACCUAUAGCAGAAAUGCUAUUACUGCUAAACCUAUUUCUGAAAAAAUUGCACGGGGACAGCAACCAAAACAAGCGAAAUCUGAUUUAACAAAAAGUGCUGGGAAUUCAGAUUUUGAAACUGGACUCGUGAACAAAAAAUUUGAUGAAGCAGCGGAGCCCUUUAUUAUUGCCUCUGAUUGAAACCUAUCGUAAAAGUGAAGUUUUUUCCAUCAUCUUAUAGAUGCAA
Loa loa (African eye worm) is the source of this 3367-nucleotide messenger RNA. RefSeq lists its product as hypothetical. NCBI's taxonomy places the organism in Eukaryota, Metazoa, Nematoda, Chromadorea, Rhabditida, Onchocercidae. The coding region runs from base 142 to 3321 and encodes 1059 amino acids. The transcript is spliced from 26 exons. The record is from RefSeq and is a predicted model, not a curated record.